Pseudovirgaria hyperparasitica is the source of this 462-nucleotide messenger RNA. RefSeq lists its product as uncharacterized. The coding region runs from base 1 to 462 and encodes 153 amino acids. Lineage: Eukaryota; Fungi; Ascomycota; Dothideomycetes; Acrospermales; Acrospermaceae. The transcript has 2 exons. The record is from RefSeq and is a predicted model, not a curated record.
AUGAACCUUGCGGCUGUGUGGUACAGCGACGUUGCCCUCACCAUGGAUCCGGCCACCGCGCUAUUGGGUAUCCGCGUCAAAGGCGCCGGUCCGGCCACCCGUUCCGAUGCCACGCCGGAUGCAGCUGGUGCAGUGUCUGGCAUAGCGACUUUCCCUCUUUUCCAGGAACACGAGCCGUGGUUCCCCUACAUCAAGUCCUACUUUGGCGAGAUCCAUCGGCACUUCUUGGGCACGGGGGACACCGAUACGUACGAGGUUAUCGACCUGAUAGACGCAAUCACGGAUGCUGUUGGGAGCAUCAUCGUCUGGGGUGUUCCUGGAAGGUCUCGCCUGAGACGGCUGCUCAAAGACAUCGAACAUGUCAGAUAUUCCCUCCUCGAAGGGGGUCUUGUCGGGGGCGGUAUAAUGGGAGGAGGCAUGCUGGGUGGUGUGCCACCGCUCCCGCAGCUUGAAUAUUACUGA